CUCUCACCCGUCCAGUGAAUUCUUCUUUAAUUGGCUCCAGCCUCGAUACCCUCUCUGAUUGGCGGAGCGGGGGUUGCCGUGGCGACGCGUGCGGAGUGUUUCGGGGACCUGGCGCCAAGGCGAGGAUGGGGUCGGGGGGCGGCCUGAGGCAGCCCCAGUGCCACAAAGCCCAGAUCUGCAUGUGGUGAGUAGCAGCCAUGCCUUCCAAAGGGGACUGUGGUGCUGCUCAGCUCCAGAGGCUCUCCAUCUCAGUGCUUGAUGAGCCAUCCCCAUGUGGUGGCUCUGCAUGGCUCUCAUCCACCUCCCCAUCCCAGAGGCAACAGCAGUCCAGUACCAGGAAGUACCUGGACGCUCACUCCAUGGACCUCAUCGACAAAGCACAGACCAGCGACCAGCUGAAGAGGUGGCCCCCUCUCUCCAGGGUGCUGGCAGAGCAAUUCCAGCUGCAGGACUGGGAGUCAGACCCCCGGGCUGCCAUACUGCUGGAUCUCUACUUCUACACGAUGCAGUUCAGCCGGGAGCACAAUUUUACCCGGGAGCAGAGCUCCGCCUUCUUCGCCAUCGUCCGGGACACCCAUGAGGCCUGCGUGGAGACACCACUGCCCAACGUGGAGGAAUGUUACCACUACCUCACCGAGCUGCUCUUCUGCCACGCCAUCCGGAGGCCUCCGUUCAGCAUCGACCUCUUCAGCCAGGAGCAGCUGGCACUCAUCAGCGACUACGUGGUGAACACCUACUUCCGCCACUUCAAGCUGUACAAGUACGCCUUCACGCCGCAGGUCCGGCUGGACAUAUCGCUGUCCUAUGUGGGACUGCCGGAGCCAGAGCCUGCUGCCGAGCUGGGAGAGGUGGGGGACAGUGUGAAGGUGCCGGUCUCCCCAGUGGAAGAGGAGGAAGCUGAGAGUGGAACCACAGCCCCCAGUGAGAGCCCCACGGCCCCGCUGCGGGAAUACAUCUCGGCUCAGCUCUGCCAGGAGCUGGCCCAGCUGCGGCUGGCGAUGGAGGAGCAGCUCCGGGCGAGCGAGGAGCAGUUCAACACCAAGCUGGCCCUGCUGGAGAAGACAUCCACCUCCCCCAAGGGGGGCGGCCGAGGCCACCGGAAAUGAGGCGAGGGGGGAGUGCAAUAAAGGGCUCCACAUGAA
Messenger RNA from Pelodiscus sinensis (Chinese soft-shelled turtle), 1142 nucleotides. The record is from RefSeq and is a predicted model, not a curated record. NCBI's taxonomy places the organism in Eukaryota, Metazoa, Chordata, Testudines, Trionychidae.